CUUAUCAUCCGUGGAGAAUAGGAACAAUAGACUUAUUAUCGGUGGAGAAUAGCCUCGGCCGGAUUCCGUGAUCUGUAGCCUCCAGAAUCGAAAGAAAAUGGCAUUUAUAAAUCGCCCGAAAUCUGUGAUGGUACCCCUUUGGAAUCUGCCAAAAAUUGACUCGGAAUAAAUCCGCCCAAAUCGGUGCUUAAUGUACUCAAUCAUCGUCUGAGAAUAGCCUCAGCCCGAAUCCGUGAUCUAUAGCCUUCAAUAUCCAAAGAAAAUGGCCUUUCGUCGCCCAAGAAAUUACGAAAAUGUCAUCCGAAAAUAAAUCGGCCCAAAUCGAUGUUUAACGAACUUAUCAUCAGUGGAGAAUAGGAUCAAUAGACUUCAUUAUCGGUGGAGAAUAGCCUCGGCCUAAUUCCGUGAUCUGUAGCCUCCAGAAUCGAAAGAAAAUGGCGUUUCGGAUAAAUCGCACGAAAUCUGUGAUGGUACCCCUUUGGAAUCUGCCAAAAAUUGACCUGGAAUAAAUCCGCCCAAAUUGGUGCUUAAUGGACUCAAUCAUCGUUGGAGAAUAGCCUCAGGCCGAAUCCGUGAUCUGUAGCCUUCAAUAUCCAAAGAAAAUGGCCUUUCGUCGCCCAAGAAAUUACGAAAAUGCCACCAGAAAAUAAAGUGGCCCAAAUCGAUGCUUAACGAACUUAUCAUACGUGGAGAAUAGGAUCAAUAGACUUCAUUAUCGGUGGAGAAUAGCCUCGGCCUGACUCCGUGAUCUGUGGCCUCCAGAAUCGAAAAAAAUGACAUUUCAGAUAAAUCGCCAGAAAUCUGUGAUGGUACCCCUUUGGAAUCUGCCAAAAAUUGACCCGGAAUAAAUCCACCCAAAUUGGAGCGUAAUAGACUCAAUCAUCGUUGGAGAAUAGCCUCAGGACGAAUCUGUGAUCUCUAGCCUUCAAUAUCCAAAGAAAAUGGCCUUUCGUCGCCCAAGAAAUUACGAAAAUGCCAUCAUAAAUAUAAAUUGGCCCAAAUCGAUGCUUAACGGACUUAUCAUCGAUUUGGGCCAAUUUAUUUUUGGAUAGCAUUUUCGUAAUUUUUUGGGCAACGAAAGGCCAUUUUCUUUGGAUAUUGAAGGCUACAGAUCACGGAUUCGGCCUGAGGCUAUUCUCCAACGAUGAUUGAGUCUAUUAAGCACCAAUUUGGAUUUAUUCCGGGUCAAUUUUUGGCAGAUUCCAAAGGGGUGUACCAUCACAGAUUUCGGGCGAUUUAUCUGAAAUGCCAUUUUCUUUCGAUUCUGGAGGCUACAGAUCACGAAAUCAGGCCGAGGCUAUUCUCCACCGAUAAUGAACUCUAUUGAUCCUAUUAUCCACGGAUGAUAAGUCCGUUAAGCAUCGAUUUGGGCCAAUUUAUUUUCGGAUGGCAUUUUCGUAAUUUCUUGGGCGACGAAAGGUCAUUUUCUUUGGAUAUUGAAGGCUACAGAUCACGGGUUCGGCCUGAGACUAUUCUCCAAUGAUGAUUGAGUCUAUUAAGCUCGAAUUUGGGUGGAUUUAUUCCGCGUCAAUUUUUGGCAGAUUCCAAAGGGGUACCAUCACAAAUUUCUGGCAAUUUAUCCGAAAUGCCAUUUUCUUUCGAUUCUGGAUGCUACAGAUCACGUAAUCAGGCCGAGGCUAUUCUCCACCGAUAAUGAAGUCUAUUGAUUCUAUUUUCCAUGGAUGAUAAGUCCGUUAAGCAUCGAUUUGAGCCAAUUUAUUUUCGGAUGGAACUUUCGUAAUUUCUUGGGCGACGAAAGGCCAUUUUCUUUGGAUAUUGAAGGCUACAGAUCACGGACGGCCUGAGGCUAUUCUCCAACGAUGAUUGAGUCCAUUAAGCAUCGAUUUGGGCGGAUUUAUUCCGGGUCAAUUUUUGGCAGAUUCCAAAGGGGUUCCAUCACAAAUUUCGGCGAUUUAUCCGAAAUGCCAUUUUCUUUCGAUUCUGGAGGCUACAGAUUACGGAAUCAGGCCGAGGCUAUUCUCCACCUAUAAUGAAGUCUAUUGAUCCAAUUUUCCAUGGAUGAUAAGUCAGUUAAGCAUCGAUUUGGGCCAAUUUAUUUCCGGAUGGCAUUUUCGUAAUUUCUUGGGUGACGAAAGACCAUUUUCUUUGGAUAUUGAAGGCUAUAGAUCACGGAUUCAGCCUGAGGCUAUUCUCCAACGAUGAUUGAGUCCAGUAAGCACCGAUUUGGGCGGAUUCAUUCCGAGUCAAUUUUUGGCAGAUUCCAAAGGGGUACCAUCACAGAUUUCGGGCGAUUUAUCCGAAGUGCCAUUUUCUUUCGAUUCUGGAGGCUACAGAUCACGGAAUCAGGCCGAGGCUAUUAUCCACCAAUAAUGAAGUCUAUUGAUCCUAUUCUCCACGGAUGAUAAGUCAAUUAAGCAUCGAUUUGGGCCAAUUUAUUUCUGGAUGGCAUUUUCGUAAUUUCCUGGGUGACGAAAGGCCAUUUUCUUUGGAUAUUGAAGGCUACAGAUCACGGACGGCCUGAGGCUAUUUUCCAACGAUGAUUGAGUCCAUUAAGCAUCGAUUUGGGCGAAUUUAUUCCGGGUCAAUUUUUGGCAGAUUCCAAAGGGGUUCCAUCACAAAUUUCGGCGAUUUAUCCGAAAUGCCAUUUUCUUUCGAUUCUGGAGGCUACAGAUUACGGAAUCAGGCCAAGGCUAUUCUCCACCUAUAAUGAAGUCUAUUGAUCCAAUUUUCCAUGGAUGAUAAGUCAGUUAAGCAUCGAUUUGGGCCAAUUUAUUUCCGGAUGGCAUUUUCGUAAUUUCUUGGGUGACGAAAGACCAUUUUCUUUGGAUAUUGAAGGCUAUAGAUCACGGAUUCAGCCUGAGGCUAUUCUCCAACGAUGAUUGAGUCCAGUAAGCACCGAUUUGGGCGGAUUCAUUCCGGGUCAAUUUUUGGCAGAUUCCAAAGGGGUACCAUCACAGAUUUCGGGCGAUUUAUCCGAAGUGCCAUUUUCUUUCGAUUCUGGAGGCUACAGAUCACGGAAUCAGGCCGAGGCUAUUAUCCACCAAUAAUGAAGUCUAUUGAUCCUAUUCUCCACGGAUGAUAAGUCAAUUAAGCAUCGAUUUGGGCCAAUUUAUUUCUGGAUGGCAUUUUCGUAAUUUCUUGGGUGACGAAAGGCCAUUUUCUUUGGAUAUUGAAGGCUACAGAUCACGGAUUCGGCCUGUGGCUAUUCUCCAACGAUGAUUGAAUCCAAUAAGCACCGAUUUGAGCGGAUUUAUUCCGGGUCAAUUUUUGGUCAGAUUCCAAAGGGGUACCAUCACAGAUUUCGGGCGAUUUAUCCGAAGUGCCAUUUCCCUUGGAUAUUGAAGGCUACAUAUCACGGAUUCGGCCUGAGGCGAUUCUCCAACGAUGAUUGAGUCCAUUAAGCACCGAUUUGGGCAGAUUUAUUCCGGGUCAAUGUUUGGCAAAUUCCAAAGGGGUACGAUCACAGAUUUCGGGCGAUUUAUCCGAAAUGCCAUUUCUUUCGAUUCUGGAGGCUACAGAUCACGGAAUCAGGCCGAGGCUAUUCUCCUCCGAUAAUGAAGUCUAUUGAUCUCAUUAUCCACGGAUGAUAAGACCGGUAAGCAUCGAUUUGGGCCAAUUUAUUUUCGGAUUGCAUUUUCGUAAUUUAUUGGGCGACGAAAGGCCAUUUUCUUUGGAUAUUGAAGGCUACAGAUCACGGAUUUGGCCUGAGGCUAUUCUCCAACGAUGAUUGAGUGCAUUAAGCACCGAUUUCGGCGGAUUUAUUCCGUGUCAAUAUUUGUCAGAUUUUAAAGGGGUACCAUCACUGAUUGUGGGCGAUUUAUCCGAAAUGCCAUUUUCUUUUGAUUCUGGAGGCUACAGAUCACGGAAUAAGGUCGAGGCUAUUCUCCACCGAUAAUGAAGUCUAUUGAUCCUAUUUUCCACGGAUGAUAAGUCCGUUAAGCAUCGAUUUGGGCCGAUUUAUUUUCGGAUGACAUUUUCGUAAUUUCUUGGGCUACGAAAGGCCAUUUUCUUUGGAUAUUGAAGGCUAUAGAUCACGGAUUCGGGCUGAGGCUAUUCUCAGACGAUGAUUGAGUCCAUUAAGCACCGAUUUGGGCGGAUUUAUUCCGAGUCAAUUUUUGGCAGAUUCCAAAGGGGGUACCAUCACAGAUUUCGUGCCAUUUAUCCGAAAUGCUAUUUUCGUUUGAUUCUGGAUGCUACAGAUCACGGAAUAAGGUCGAGGCUAUUCUCCACCGAUAAUGAAGUCUAUUGAUCCUAUUCUCCACGGAUGAUAAGUACGUUAAGCAUCGAUUUGGGCCAAUAUAUUUUUGGAUGGCAUUUUCGUAAUUUCUUGGGCGACGAAAGGCCAUUUUCUUUGGAUAUUGAAGGAUACAGAUCACGGAUUCGGCCUGGGGCUAUUUUCCAACGAUGAUUGAGUCCAUUAAGAACCGAUUUGGGUGGAUUUAUUCCUGGUCAAUUUUUGGCAGAUUCCAAAGGGGUACUAUCACAGAUUUCGGGCGAUUUAUCCGAAAUGCCAUUUUCUUUCGAUUCUGGAGGCUACAGAUCAUGAAAUAAGGCCGAGGCUAUUCUCCACCGAUAAUGAAGUCUAUUGAUCCCAUUAUCCACGGAUGAUAAGUCCGGUAAGCAUCGAUUUGGGCCAAUUUAUUUUCUGAUGGCAUUUUCGUAAUUUAUUGGGCGACGAAAGGCCAUUUUCUUUGGAUAUUGAAGGCUACAGAUCACGGAUUGGGCCUGAGGCUAUUCUCCAACGAUGAUUAAGUCCAUUAAGCACCGAUUUCGGCGGAUUUAUUCCGGGUCAAUUUUUGGCAGAUUCCAAAGGGGUACCAUCACUGAUUGUGGGUGAUUUAUACGAAAUGCCAUUUUCUUUCGAUUCUGGUGGCUACAGACCAUGCAAUCAGGACGAGGCUAUUCUCCACCGAUAAUGAAGUCUAUUGAUCAUA
Linum trigynum is the source of this 4895-nucleotide messenger RNA. NCBI's taxonomy places the organism in Eukaryota, Viridiplantae, Streptophyta, Magnoliopsida, Malpighiales, Linaceae. The record is from the annotation of a GenBank genome assembly.